AUGGUGAAUAUAGACCUGCUACAACAAUUUCAAUUUGAACAAACAUCCUAUAAAAAAGCACAAAUGUUUAUCGAAUUUAAUGAAACAUUUAAAAUGAAAGUUGGUGAUAGUGAACGAUUUUUAAAUGUGUGCUUAUGGUGUAAACCGCCAAAUGAUGAUGUAAAAGCGCAAAAAAAACUUAUCCUGUUUGGUUAUACGAGUAUACCGCUAAGUCAAAUUGUUCUCGAUACUCAUAUGAGUUUUAAACGAGAAACACAGUUAACAUUGAACUUUUUUCCACCGUACUCAAAUGUGUUCAAUAUGUAAGUUUAGCUUAUUUCUCAAAGAAAAGAGUAUAGACUGUGAGCUAAACUGCACACGUUUUUGUAUCUUGUACAGACAAUAUUUGAUACUUCGAUCAUUAAAGAUCAAUUCAGAUGGGUGAGAUAAUUAUUAAUUCUUAAAAAUAAUCAAUUUUUCUAGAAAAAUAAAUAUAGAGAGAGACGGUAAUGGUUUAAACAAAUAGAAUCAGUUAACUGCUCUCUUAUCAAUAAC
Molecule: messenger RNA, 534 nt
Organism: Didymodactylos carnosus
Lineage: Eukaryota; Metazoa; Rotifera; Eurotatoria; Philodinida; Philodinidae
Source: the annotation of a GenBank genome assembly